UUCCCAAAUCCCAAACACAGACAAGACAGCAGAGGGGAAAAGAGAGAAGAGAGAGAGAGAGAGAGCGAUAGAAUGGAAGUAGAAGGAAAGACGACGCCGUCGAGGUUCAAAAGGAUAUGCGUCUUCUGUGGCAGCAGCUCAGGGAAGAAAGCCACCUACCAGGAAGCUGCGGUUGAGUUAGGCCAGGAACUGGUGGAGAGAAGGAUUGAUUUGGUGUAUGGAGGUGGAAGCGUGGGACUGAUGGGCCUUGUUUCUCAGGCUGUUCAUGAUGGUGGGCGCCAUGUUCUAGGGUCAGUUCCCUCUCUCUCUCUCUCUCUCUACAUAACGGGGCAGUCGGUUGGAGAGGUUAGAGCUGUAUCAGAUAUGCACCAAAGGAAAGCCGAAAUGGCACGCCAAGCCGACGCCUUCAUCGCCUUGCCAGGAGGCUACGGAACCCUGGAGGAACUGCUUGAGGUCAUUACGUGGGCUCAGCUUGGCAUCCAUCGCAAACCCGUGGGGUUGUUGAACGUGGAUGGAUACUAUAAUUCAUUAUUGAGUUUCAUCGAUAAAGCUAUGGAUGAAGGGUUCAUCUCGCCGAUGGCACGUCGCAUUAUCGUGUCCGCACCAACUGCCAAAGAAUUAGUCAGGCAACUUGAGGAAUAUGAACCCGAGUAUGAUGAAGUAACAGCCAAGCUGGUGUGGGAGGAGGUGGACCGAAGAAACUACGUGGCCGAACCAGGCGUCGCCACGUGAUGAUAAUGGCGCCGGAGGGAAUCGGAGGUCGGUCUGGCGUUUUGAUUAGCGGAGGGGGUGUUUUUUGGGGCCGGCGGCCGGGUGGCGAAUUUGAUUACUGCUCAGUACAUAUUUUGCUCUUCACACAGGUGCAUGUUUGGGAUUUGCCACAGAGGGAGGAAGGAAGGAAGGUUGGGUUGGUAGGGAGGUUUGAAUUUGAUUGAUUAAUCUGCUUUUGGGGGUCAGCAAUGUAGUGGUGGGGUGAAUUAAUUAGUCUCUAUGAUAUUGUUAGCGGAAAGGGAGGAUGGGAAAGAAAGAGGGGAAGAGUUGGGGGACUGGAAUCGGAAUGGGAAUCUGUUUGUCCCUUUUUGCAAGGAAUUGAAAAGUAGAGUGAUGAUAAUGGAUGUCGACGAAAAGUGGGG
Messenger RNA from Linum tenue, 1133 nucleotides. The record is from the annotation of a GenBank genome assembly. Lineage: Eukaryota; Viridiplantae; Streptophyta; Magnoliopsida; Malpighiales; Linaceae.